AUGCGGGUGACGACCGCGCGCCACUACGUCGGAAAAACCCGUAUCAGUGCGCCGUAUCGCCACUGCCGUCGUCAUCGCCGGGCUACAACCGCAGCAGCGGACGCGGCUUUUCUACGGCCGCAACAGCGGACGCGGCUUUUCUACGUGCGAGUCGCACGCCCCAGGGACCGCGCGAGAGACGAAAAACAAACGAAAAUUACGAAAACGUGCGCCGUGCGUUUUUCCGUCUCCGCGCGUGACGGAAAUCGCCCGGGAAACGCGGGCGGUGAAGACAUCGCCGGGACGACGGGAAUGACAACGGCGUGCCCGCUACAGUCGCGGUCGGACCGCACCGGACCACCGCGAUGCGAGACUGUUAUCGACCGACUUCGUCACACCGUCACAGCGGACAUCUUGAGAGGUGAGUGAUCGCGAUUCGCCGUUAUUAUUAUUUCGGGGCCGACUCGGUUUCGCGCCGCGGCGGCCGGUCGGCGCUUCGCGGGGGGGGUUAUUUUUUCGAUUUCGCCGGGCGCGUUUCGUGAAACGUCCGUGGGGGAGAGGGAAACGUGCGCGGAACCGUACGAACCGAGUUCCCCUCUGCACGCCAAUCGCUGAUACCCGGGGUGGGCGAACGACGAACUCCUCUCGCUGCGGUAAUCGCCACUGAAAACGAAAACAUGAUAAUCAACUGUUGCCCGUAAAUAUUGCGCCCGCAGCACGCGAUUUUUUUCACAUCGGACGUUAUUAUCGGUCCCUCCCCCCCCGCCCGUCACGUUUAUCGCAAUCGCAUCGUAACGUUAUCGUAACGAUAAUGCGAAAAGCGCAUCGUUUUAUCGAGUGUUCGGGCUUGCGCGUAACGCGUGAUCGGCGGUUGUUUUUUUUUUUUUUUUUAAAUCGAAACCGUCUUACAACGCACAUUAAGGGGUACGGCCGCGGUCGUUUUUCCCCUCCUUCCGCCGCCGCCGAGGUUAACGCGUGUCCGCCGCGCCGAGCGAGACGCCAAACGAAUUCCUCGGAUCGGUUAUCCGUGUGCACCGUCGUCGUUCCGAACACGGGCACAUCGGACGACGGCGAUGAAAUACCGUCGCACGCGAGCCCGGAGUUGAUUUUAUCCGUCCGGGAACCGUGGAAAGGUCACGUCGCGUUACGAAAUGAACGGCCGACAAUAGAACCGCCGACUUCCUCUAUGCGCGGCGAAUCGGCCGUCACCGACGGUCGACGACGAGCCGCAGGGCUUUCGGGGUCGGGGCUUUUCGCCCGGGGGUGGGGGGGCUCAUCGCGGAGGGCGAACAUUUGCGGCACACGGUCACGAUUGGCGCGCGCUUUCGCGUCGCGUUUUCCGGUCGAACGACGGCCGUUUUUUGUUGGCGUCGGUCGCGACGAACCGGUGCCGAACGCGCGGCGAAGCGUUUGUCGCGGUGCCGGAAAUACGGUGGAAAAAAAUUCGUAAAAAAAAAACAAUCCCGAACAGACGAACCCCGGAAACCCCCAUGGACCGCGCGUGAAACCCGACGAAACCGCCGGGCGGACUCUGCGGCGCGCACGCGGUAGACAAUUAUCACCGUGACAAUAUUUACAAUGCGUACGCGCGCGUCGGGCCGUCCGACGGUGAACCUUUGGCGGCGAUACCGUAACCGCAACGUCACCCGGCGCGGCUAUUUCUCGGGCCGACGCGCGGUACUCGAUCGGCGUUUGCAGCGGGUUUUGCGGCCACGCGUGACCGCGACACCGACGGCUUUUACCGCGAACGGUUCCGCGCUCACGGCGUUACUCUCCGUUGGUCAUACUCACGUACCCGUAUACCGCGUGUGUGUACGUACCACGCAGUACGCGUAAUGAAAAAAUUGCGCGGGGGACGAAAAAACCCGCCGUCGACCGUUGCGCGCGCGGUCGCGGAAUUUCCGAAAUCGUCCGCGGGGGGGUGAGAGCGGGGGACGAAUUAUCCGUGCGGCGUGACGGACGAUCGGCGCGGAGAGGCCGGGCCGGUCCUCCGGGCCUCGUCCGCGGUCCGCGUUAUCGGUUCGUUUUGUUUGUUUGUUGUUUUUUUUUUUUCCUGCCUUUCUUUCUUCCGUCGGGUUCGGUUCGGUUUUGUUUUUAUUCGCGGCCGAACAACAACAGCGUUCGGAAAGAAAAAAAAUUGUCCGGGCUGCGCGUUUAGGCCGUUCGCGGGGCGUCGACGAACGCGGCGACGGGGAAACGGGCGAAUCGCGGGGAAACACGUUUUUUUCACGUCUUUUCACAUUUCUUAACCGUUCGAUCGGCAGUCACGACGAUUCGUCAUUGUUGUCGUUAUAAUAAUAAAUAAUCGUACAGCCGCCGGAGUUCGACGCCUUAUCGCGGAAUCCAUUACGGCCGACGGGCGACGCGGAUAUCGCCAACGACUGCGGCCGGGACAUUAACGAAAACGCGGGAAGGGAGGGGGGGAAAUAAUAACAGCAAUGGAACCCGUUCGCGAACCGACGAAAGUUCGUGACGCGCGGUCGGAUUUUUUUUUUUAUUCUAACGAGUCGUUUUCUACCCGUCGGACGGCGCACCCCGUUCGUUACUCACGAGCUCGCGUCUGCGCGCACCGGUCCCGCGGGCUUUUACGCGGCGGAAAAACGAACCGCGUUUCGCGGACCGGACGUCCGUCCGGAAUUCGCGGCCGGGGUCGGGAAAAACAUCCCGAAGCGAAAAACUCGAAACGACGACGCGUGCCGCGGGCGACCGUCCGGCGCGCAACAACGUCCGAAACGGGGGUGGGGGGGGGGUGUGUGUCCGCGUUCGAACCGCGCGGUUUUCGAUUAUAUUUUCGCGGGAGGGCGUCGGCGGCCGCGCGGUUUUUUUUUUUCCCCCGACGCGCGAACGAUUCGCCUAGGAUCUUUUCUGCGGCGGUCGACGACGACCGCGACGGCCGGGAACGUGGAGAAAGAAAAAAAUUAAUAAUAAUUGGCGACCUCGCGUUUCAUUCGUUACCCGAUUUUUUUUUUCUUCUUCCGCGCUCCGCACUAGAGUCGCGCUCCGCGUGACAGAGAGGGCGUCACACUCCGCCUCGGAACGAAAUACGCAAAUAUUUCGGCCGCUGCGUAAUAUUAUGUAAAAAACUGUUACGUACGCGACGCGUUAUACGCGCCUGUAUCGAAAUUAUUAUUAUUAUUAUUUUUUCUUCUAAAAAAAAAACUUAAUUCCCGAGACGUAAAUAGUCGUUUUGAAUAAAGCCGUCGUUAAACCGCACCGCCGCCGCCGCCGGUAUUCAUUAUUUAUAAUAAUAAAUUAUGUAAAAAAAAAAAAAAAAAAACGGUGUUUUAAUGGUUUUUUUGUUUUGUUUUUUUUUUUGUACAGAUACAAUAACGGCCCGAACACGCGAUAACGUCGAAAUAGAUCCGCCGAUGACGACGCACACUUAUCCAUUGUAG
Cinara cedri is the source of this 3374-nucleotide messenger RNA. The record is from the annotation of a GenBank genome assembly. Lineage: Eukaryota; Metazoa; Arthropoda; Insecta; Hemiptera; Aphididae.